This is a messenger RNA of Tarenaya hassleriana, 1595 nucleotides long. RefSeq lists its product as uncharacterized. The record is from RefSeq and is a predicted model, not a curated record. Bases 309 to 1499 code for a protein of 396 amino acids. Lineage: Eukaryota; Viridiplantae; Streptophyta; Magnoliopsida; Brassicales; Cleomaceae. The transcript is spliced from 2 exons.
AUGGUAACCAUUUAAACUCUUCCUCAAACCUGUUAGAUCCAUCCAUGGCGGUGAACCAGAUAUAGGAGAGUUUCAUAAUAUCUUUAUGAAUAUUUUGAUAUCUCUCAAUUAUAGGAAGUUGUUGUAAUUAGGUCUAAUAUACGUGUGUAUAUAUAUCAUCAUAAACCAUCAAUAGAAGUUAAGCAUUCCAAUUAUCUUACAUGGUAUCAUUGAGCCUAUUUUGUCUAACGACAUAACCCUACAGCCGCCGCACUUCUCCCUUUUCUUCCUGACGACGUUAUCUUCCGAUAUCGUCAACCCUUAUCUCAAUGGCCGCUGAUAAUACAUCCUUGCCCGCCGUCGAUGGCACUUCCUCCGGCACAGAAACUGUUGUUUCGUUCAAUCCCGUCGAACCUCGCAAAUCGCUUCUCACGGUGAAUAUGACAAAUAUCACCAAACUUACUCCUUCGAACUACAUCACUUGGAGCCUUCAGAUCCGUGCCUUGCUCGAGGGCUACCAGCUUGAUGGGUUCAUCGUUGAUGACGGGACUAUUCCGUCGGCUACACUCCUUUCCGAUGGCACCGGUGGUGUCAAUCCUGCUUUCGCACCAUUCAAGCAGCAGGAUCGCUUGCUUUUUAGCGCUCUCCUUGGCGCAAUCUCCGUUCCCUUGCAGCCUUUGAUUGCUCGUUCGAUCUCGGUUCGUGAAGCCUGGCAAACCCUAGCCAACACUUAUGGCAAGGCAUCUCGCGGUCACCUCCUUCAGCUCCGAGAUCAGAUCAAACGCUGUGUCAAAGGUACACAAUCUGUUGACGAAUAUCUCCGCUUCAUUACGUCAAAGGCCGAUGAGCUUGCUCUCCUUGGCAAGCCCAUGGAUCUUGAAGACAUACUUGAUGCUAUACUUGAUGGAUUGCCGGAGGACUACAAACCGAUCAUUGACAUGGUCCUUGCCAAAGAUGUUGCCAUCUCAGUUGAUGAACUACAUGAGAAGUUGAUCAACCACGAGGCGAAACUAGCUGCGGCAACUCCUCCCUCGUCGCCCUCAUUCCCGAUCACAGCUAACAACACGGGUGCUCGCUCUCGUCAUGGUAACUCUCGUGGUGGUCACGGUCAUUCUCGCGGUGGUCAUGGUAACCGCAAUGCGUCUGGUUCUUCGCGUGGCUAUCAAGGUCGUUGUCAAGCUUGCGGGAUUUUUGGACAUAGUGCGCAACGUUGUCCUCAAUUCCGCUUGGUAAAUGCUCCUAAUUCCUGUGCACCACAGCCCACCUCUCCUUGGUCGGCUCCUUCUCGACCCUGGCAGCCUAGUGUGAACCACAUUGCGGUUCCUCCUCAUGAUCCGAACCCUUGGCUUGUGGACAGCGGAGCUUCGCAUCACAUCACCUCUGAUCUUUCGAACUUGGCGCUUCAUCACCCGUAUCAUGGCUCUGAGGAUGUGGUCUUAGGUGACGGUUCGGGUCUUCCGAUUACUCAUACGGGUGAAGGAUCUAAACACGGGGGCGCCGCUCAUCCACGGACUACCUAAGGAUGGAGUUUAUGUAUGGCCGGCGACCAAGCCUCUUUCCUCACCUCCCACCGCCCUUUCGUGUCUCAAACUCACCUUAUCCGAUUGGCACUCUCG